CAGUUGACCGGUAGUGACUCGAAGUACUCAAUAAUCUGGGUAGCUGUUUGCACCGGGACAUCUCGCAGCAAAACGAGCAACAAACUACAGUGAACAGUUUAAUACACGAGUUUAAUUCACUGAGAGGGGUUUCUACCGACCAGCAGCGAUGAGCUUCUUCGGUUUUGGACAAAGUGCGGAGAUCGAUAUAGUCCUAAAUGACGCCGAGACGAGGAAGAAAGCCGAGCACAAGAGCGAAGACGGCAGGAAGGACAAGUAUUUUCUGUUUUAUGACGGAGAAACGGUGUCAGGAAAAGUCAACGUAACGCUGAAGUACCCGGGGAAGAGGCUGGAGCACAACGGCAUCAAGAUCGAGUUUAUCGGGCAGAUAGAGCUGUACUACGACAGAGGGAACCACCAUGAGUUUGUGUCUCUGGUGAAAGACUUGGCUCGACCAGGAGAGCUCACACAGUCGCAGACGUUCGACUUUGAGUUCACACAUGUAGAGAAACCCUACGAGGCGUACACCGGUCAGAACGUCAAGUUACGCUACUUCCUGAGGGCGACAGUGAGCCGGAGACUGAAUGACAUCAGCAAAGAGCUGGACAUCGUGGUUCACACACUCAGCACCUACCCUGAACUCAACUCCUCCAUCAAGAUGGAAGUGGGCAUCGAGGACUGUCUACACAUAGAGUUUGAGUACAACAAGUCCAAGUAUCACCUAAAAGACGUCAUUGUAGGAAAGAUUUAUUUUCUGCUGGUGAGGAUUAAGAUCAGACACAUGGAGAUCGACAUCAUAAAGAGAGAGACGACAGGAACAGGGCCAAACGUCUACCACGAGAAUGACACCAUAGCAAAGUAUGAGAUCAUGGAUGGAGCACCGGUCAGAGGAGAGUCAAUCCCCAUCAGGUUGUUUCUCGCCGGCUAUGAGAUGACGCCGACCAUGAGGGACAUCAACAAGAAGUUCUCAGUGCGGUACUACCUCAACCUGGUCCUCAUCGACGAGGAGGAAAGACGUUACUUCAAACAGCAGGAGAUCACCCUGUGGAGAAAAGGAGACAUAGUGAGGAAGAGUAUGUCUCACCAAGCCGCCAUCGCCUCCCAGCGCUUCGAGGGCUCAUCAAAUCCUGAGAGAACCACCAACCAGAACAGUGAGGAGGACAGCUAGAGCCCCGCCCCCACACUUCACCUGUGUGUGAGUGUGUGUGUGUGUGUGAGCGAACACAGCGCAGAAAUAUCAGCAAAUGUCUGAAUGUGAAUAUCACUUGUUUGCAUCUAGAUAGAAUGAGCUGCAGUGUUUUUAAGGAUGUGUGUGUGUGUGUGUGUGUGUGUGUGUGUGUGUGUGUGUGUGUGUGUGUGUGAGUGUGUGAGUGUGUGUGUGUGAAGGGAACAAACAGUCCGACCAGGCUCAGACUAAAGUUUCCUAAGUGUUUGUUUUACCUACCUUGGAGUACCAGCUGGGUGGAGUUAACCACAUCACGACUCAUUCUCAUGAAAAAAAGAAUUGACUUUAAAGUGCUUGACUUGAUUUUGUUUCAGAGUCCAGUGUGGCAAACUCCGCCCGUCAGAUGCACUUAAACAUCAUUUGAAAAUACCAUUUGACCAAUAUGAUGAAUUCACAUCUGUGUACGAGUGUGCAGUGUGUGCUGGGAAAACUUUUCCGACAAACUUCUCUCUCUGCAGGGAAUUAGGGCCAUGCUGAACCUAUAGUCAUGCAUUAUGUUUCUGAAAACAAAGUGUUAAAACUAAAGAUUUUACUCAUGGACUGUUUAUAAGAAGUGGAUUUAGUGGAUUUCUUCACAUUUUGGCCUUUUCCACCUUUAAUGUCUGGAGCCAGACGUGACCAUAUUUAGACGAGAGGGUGGGAGCAGGAGAUGAAGAAGCGAUUAACAAGCGCUAAGUGAUGAGCUAACUCAUAACUCUUGUAAGACAGGUGAAUCCAUAAUCCUUAAUAGCUGUGAUUUUAAAUGGGAUGACACUUUUCAAGCGACUUGUAAAUCAGGCCACAGAGCUUCUCUUGCUUUUUAAAGGAAUAAUUAUUGACAAAAAGAACAUCAAGCAGUAUUAAAGAAGAUUUAAAAACUACACUUGGGACCAUAGACUCGUCAGGAACAUGUUUACGUUCUAAUGGACACAUGAACCACACACACACACACACACACACACACACACACACGCACACACACACAUAGUCGUGCUGCCAAUUCAAAAAUGUAUCACAAAGUGGAGAGGAGACUUCACAUUACAUACUUUGACCACAGGGGGCACCAAUAUCCACACUUACUGAAAGAUCAUUGCAGUUACCUCAAAUUUAGUAAUCAGGUUUUCUUUUUUAAAGAUUAAUUUUCCUUACUACUACUGUAAGAGUCCUCGGUUUGAUUUAGACGGUUCAUUCAGGAAGUGAUGAUUCAUCCAAUUCUUUCAAACUCAACCAAUGAGAUUCUGGCUAAUCUUCACAACCUUUCACAAAUUUGAACAAUAACACAAUUUUUCCCACAGACGUCAACAAGCUUACUUCUUCAAGACCCCAAACAUCCAUCUGCAUUGUUGUUUAAACAUCAGAGGGUGUAGUUUAGUUUAUCCUGUUUGUUGUAGAAUUCAUUCUUUUGCAGUUUAGACAGAAAUCAGAAACAGAUCAAAUGAGUUUGAGAUCAAAUAAGAUGAUUUUUAUUUUCUACGUCAGUGAAAUAUUCUACUAAUAUAGAAACUAUCAUAUCUAUGUUCAUUUCUGCUGAUCUGUUCAGUCGAGCUUGCAUUAAAUACUAGCGAGCUUCCUCCUUUCUCUAGAUUUUCUGCGCCCUGCGGCAGGAUGUGAACCGUGCAUAAGCUGAGCUUUUCUUAUGGGCAGUGUGGCUGCUCUGACGUCGCAGGUUUAAGGCACUUCCUCGUUGGCUUUACUUCUCAGAGCUGGAGACUACAUCCACUUCUUAUUGACAGUCAGGGAUCUUACAGUUUGUCCUUUUUAUUCGUCCUCAAGAGAGUGUGACAUUAUGACAUUAACUACUUUAAGAUAAUUUGCUGUCGCUCACUGCUGAGAAACUUCUCCUUUAAUUCAGUCGGAUUUUUAAUUUCUUUAAAAAAAGAGAGCAAUGACUCUAAAAAAAAAGGACAUGAAAUAACUUUUGAAAAUGUUCUUAAUUGAAGAAAAAGCUUGACAUGUUUGAUAAAACUAUGCUUAACAUAUUUUCAUACAUUCCAUCAGAAAUAAGCAUGACUGUAGAGUAUUUAUUUUCUAAGAAAUGUCAAUUUUUUAAUCCAACAUUUGACACAUUUGAUGCAUCAUUUGGUCGUGGCUCUGUCUGGUGUUGCCACCGCUGCUAAAACAAAAGUGGCACGUUCGAGCGCUGUGGGAUUUUCCUCCGUCUAUGUUUCCUCUGUGAUAGUUGGAAGCCCUGCUUUCUUAUUUGCACUAUGAUCUCAUUCUGCUUCUUCUGCUCUCAGUGCUGCUCAUGAGCUCUGUGCAGGGCUCGAUAGAGGAGUAAUAAAUAAAAUAUCACUUCCUAUCUUGUGCAGACAGUAUUACACCGGUGUUCAGUGACAAAGGCGACAUACAGCUCUUCUCAUUUCUCUGUUAUGUGACACCUUGUCUUCACAAAUCCUCCUCACUUUGAUUGGAAAUCGAUCUCAGUCGGCCAUUUUUACAAUUUCUCAACUCUUAUUUUUCAUUUGGGGGAGCAAGCAGGGAGAACAGUUGAAGCUUGGUGGAGGAGCUCAAUGUGAGGACGCACAGGGGCAUCCAUCGCCCGAGUCUUAUGAGACACACAACACACAGCUAGAAUCCAACUUUCCAGUAGUGUUGAUGUAGAGUAUACCAUCACUGUGACUUUUUCACAACGUGCCGGGUGUUUCACAUCCAAGGGUUUGUGAAUACAGUUCAUAAAUAUUACAGCAGACGGUCUAAUUUAACAAACCUAGCCCUAAUGAAUGAAUUUAAUAAACUCAAACUAACAAUAAUCUGCACUUCCUUAUUGCUUUGAGUUUGAACCAUCACAUGCUACAUCAGGCUGUUGUACUGAAUAUCCACAUGCUUGUAUUAUUUCCUUAUGAACCAAUCAAAGCCUGUUGAGUUCAAUUUAAUUUAUUUGAGAUAUACUGUAUAUUAAAGGGUACAGUACAUGCAGUGAGAUAAUUUUUGCCUUGACAGCUUAUGAUCCUUCAAAAUAAAUAAAAAAGUAAAUAAAUUAAAAGCCACAUAAAAAAAGAUUUGCUUCUCUUAUUUGCUUCAUCCAUCAUAGCUCACUAACUGUUUCAUGUGAAGAAGAGAAGUCACAAAUAUUUGACACAGGUCUGUAAAUACAGCAUGAGGCUGUAAAACAACAGACUCAAGAUGCAGCUGUGCCACUUUGGGAUGUCUCAUUUCCUUAAUUCUCCUCAUCCUUACGUCGACUCCUCUCUCCUCAUGUCUCCUCCUCUGCUUGCAUCCCAUGUGGGAUAAAAGAAAUCAAAGACGCACAAGAAGAGUAAUGAGAAGAGCUUCAGUCCCUCCUCUUGUUAGGCUGCUGUGACUGACUGCCCUGUUUGGUUAGUUAGAUUUGUGCCUAAAGGAUUUAUUGCCAAAUUCUGUCAGUGCAAUAUGGAGAACUAGUGCUACAGUGUACUGCGCCCCCCCCCCCCCCCCCCACAUCUGAUUCAGACUGUGCUCAUUAAUUUGUCCACUUCAGUCACUUUGAAUAAAUUACUAUAUUGGGUUGAUUGUAAAAAAACAGUAGUGUCAAAUAAUUUUAUUGUGAAAAAAUGAAUGUAAGAAGGUGUACUCAGCCCUAUUAACUUUAACCUGAGUAUCUUUGUUAAUUAACCAGCUUUUAUUUUAUUGUUUCUAACCUUACAGUAGAUAUUGAGUGCCAUUACUUCUUAGCUUUUGUUUCCUUUUGAACUUCUCUCCUGAUGAGCACACUUGAGAGUGAGAUGUGUGCAGCACUGAACUAAAAUCCAGCUCUCCGCCUGUCCUCAAUACUCGCCCCAGCUGCAACUUUUAUUGCUUAACGAGCUAACGCUGUGCUACGCUACAAACUCUUAUCACUGUGCAUCAUGUCAAACUUUUAGACAGUUUUAUAUUCUGUACUUUUCUGGCAGCGUGGGGACUUAGUUUUUGUUUUCAUGUGCUGUUUAAAACAUGUGCACUGUCUGCAGACUGCUGUUCAGUUAACUGCUCAAAUAAAGAAAACAGCUGCCUAACUAGUACAGAUCUGAGAAAAGACACUGAUUUUAAUUCACGGUGCCUGACUUAAAGAAGGACCAAGUUUUCUUUUAUGUCAUAGUUCUUUCUUCUUCCUCAUGAACUGAAACCUGGUUUGCAUCAAGGGACUCAUGCAAACUAUUAAGGGUGGGGAAUCUUAUAUAUAUAUAUAUAUAUGCCCUCACUGAUCUAUCUCUUUCAAAUUUUAUUUUUUCUUGCAUGAAAUAACCGCUAAAUCCUUUUUACAAAGCCCAUAUCACAUUUUAUUGGAGUUUGAGUUAGCAAUGAGUGAACGACUGUUCAGUAACUUCUUAGACUGUAUAAAACAUGGACGUAGUCUCAGUGAUGUCAACUAACUUUCAGCUUGGGUGGAGUUGAGGCAGCCUUAAGCCUUCUGGCAAACGGCUACAAUGUGCCCACCUGUUUGUCAUCCCAGUCAUGCCCCUACUUCGUAUUCAAAUGUAUGUAUAACUCUUAGCCUUAACUUAAUCUAAACAAACAGGUAACAAAAAAAAUGUCAACCCUUUUACAGUUUUGACCAAUAAAAACAUUUGCUAUUGAGACCCAAAUCAUUUUUUGUACAGGGCUGUAAACAUGUUUAUUUCUGCUGUAAAGAUGGGCGUUUUAAUAUGGGUGUUAAUGGGGAUUUCUUGGCUUUUGGAGCCAGCCUCAAGUGGACACUGGAGGCACUGCAGUUCUUUCGCACCGGCUUCAAUUUUCACCACCAGAAGUUGCAGCAUGUUUUUCUUCUCAUGGGGUCUGUUAAUAGCUAGCUUACAGCUAACAUGCAGUUUGUCUAGCUGUGGAGUAUUUCUUUCUAUUUCUGUCUGAACGACCAUUAAGAAAACUGUGGUUGAUUCAGAACUCACUUUUUAUGGAAGGUUUUUUCUCAAAACUGACACCUUGCUUUCACUUUCUCGUCGAAAAUAUAGUGAUGAUGCAGAGACCCGGUGUUUGUUGUAAAAAUCAACCUGUAGCUAAUGAAAAAGCCUUUUCUACAGUAAACUUAUAAAUAAAAGAUAAACAGGUUUUGUGAGACAUGCCACUUGUUUAAACAACUCUUUCAUUGGUUCUAUUUUUGCUAAAGCGACAUGGCUAUCUAUCUGGACAAUUUUGUGCGCUACAUUUGCUAACCUACCCCCACCUAACCUCCAUGACCUAACCUUAUCCCCGCCCCCCUGCCCCCCUUUAUAUGUUUUUUUAAAGGUCUCUGAUUUGUUUAAAAGGUAUUCUUUAUUUUUUCACUGCCUAACUCUGUGUCCUUUAUUUUAGCAGUUACCUACGUUAAUUCAAAUAUAAAUCUGUUGAAUAAAAUCAGACAUUCAAGUAACCUUUAGAGCAUAUCAUUUAGAUUUGUGUUUUUGUUUUGUCCUGUGUCUGUGAUUACAUUUGCCAGUACUGGUACAUGCAGUAGCUAAACUAAGAGUGUGUAGGCUAAAGGAGAGUGACCCGAGCUGAUGAUAGGAACCAAUUAAUGAACUGUACAGUGUAAAUGCACAAUGUAAAUGCUACCCUUCUCUUUCAUGUGAUGUUUUGUCAUAUCUUCACUUUUCUGUCUAUAAAUGUUGAUUUUAAUCAUUUUAUAUUCCUGUUUUAUUUUGAAUUAAAAGGGAGUAACUGAA
This is a messenger RNA of Labrus mixtus (cuckoo wrasse), 6777 nucleotides long. RefSeq names its product vacuolar protein sorting 26 homolog B, like (gene vps26bl). The record is from RefSeq and is a predicted model, not a curated record. The transcript is spliced from 6 exons. The coding region runs from base 149 to 1147 and encodes 332 amino acids. Gene Ontology annotation, cellular component: retromer complex; endosome. Gene Ontology annotation, biological process: retrograde transport, endosome to Golgi; intracellular protein transport. Lineage: Eukaryota; Metazoa; Chordata; Actinopteri; Labriformes; Labridae.